Messenger RNA from Alternaria atra, 528 nucleotides. RefSeq lists its product as uncharacterized. The transcript has a single exon. The record is from RefSeq and is a predicted model, not a curated record. The coding region runs from base 1 to 528 and encodes 175 amino acids. NCBI's taxonomy places the organism in Eukaryota, Fungi, Ascomycota, Dothideomycetes, Pleosporales, Pleosporaceae.
AUGGUGCGGAUAGCGGCGGUCAGUGCCAACUGCCUGUCGGCUCUCCAUAUCACCCUCAACUACGUCGUCAAACUCUUUCUCUCUAGAAAGCCCGACUGCCCCUCCAUUCCCUCGACUGUAGCCACACAACUCUACACAUUCAAACAAACACACUACCGCGUAGUCGCCACGCAAAAAGCCAUCUCUUCCCGACCACAGAAAGGUACAGCAGCGUUCAGCAUGUCCCGCUACACUCCUACACCGACUAAGGCUAAGGGCCACAUUGACCCGCUCGCCAAGGUCUUCAUGUGGCGAUGUAGUGACUGCAAGUAUGUCAACGAGACAUUGGCCAGCGAAAAGGGCUCUGUCAGGAUGCUCACGGGCGGCGACGAGCUUCGAGAACCCAUGUGGUACGAGGAGAAGUGUGAGAUGUGCCGCCAGAAAGCAGGUAGGGGAUGCUGUCUUCUCCAAAUGAAGCCUAUAACGCCCUUUCAGCCUAUGGGUGAAGCUAAAGGCAAGAUCAAGGCGCCGGUGAACGAAGACAUUUAG